Molecule: messenger RNA, 1326 nt
Organism: Momordica charantia (bitter melon)
Lineage: Eukaryota; Viridiplantae; Streptophyta; Magnoliopsida; Cucurbitales; Cucurbitaceae
Product: galactinol synthase 1
Molecular function (GO): glycosyltransferase activity
Source: RefSeq, a predicted model, not a curated record
UACUGAUCUGCACACACAUAAUAACAAAACAAUAUAAUAAUUCGAAAUGGCCCCAGAAGUUCCGCCGGCCGCCGCCGCGCUCUGCAGCUCCGACAGGGCCUACGUGACGUUCUUGGCCGGCAACGGCGACUACGUGAAAGGGGUGGCGGGUCUGGCCAAAGGGUUGCGGAAGGUGGCCACCGCCUACCCUCUCGUGGUGGCCGUACUGCCGGAUGUUCCGCCGGAGCACCGCGAGAUUUUAAAGUCUCAGGGGUGCAUCAUCCGAGAAAUCGAGCCCAUUUAUCCUCCGGAGAAUCAAAUUCAGUUCGCCAUGGCCUAUUAUGUCAUCAACUACUCCAAGCUUCGCAUUUGGAACUUUGUGGAGUACAAGAAGAUGAUAUAUUUGGAUGGAGACAUCCAAGUGUACGACAACAUAGACCAUCUUUUCGAGAAGCCAGAUGGGCAUUUCUACGCCGUGAUGGACUGCUUCUGCGAGAAGACAUGGAGCCACUCGGCCCAGUACAAGAUCGGAUACUGCCAGCAAUGCCCCGACCGUGUGAAGUGGCCGUCCGGCUCCGGCUCCCCUCCACCGCUGUAUUUCAACGCCGGCAUGUUCGUGUUCGAGCCCAGCAUUGAGACCUACGACUCCCUUCUCGCCACUCUGCGUGUAACCCCACCCACUCCUUUUGCCGAGCAAGAUUUUCUGAAUAUGUUCUUCCAGAAGAUAUACAAACCUAUUCCUCCCACGUACAACCUCGUUUUGGCCAUGCUGUGGCGCCACCCCCACAACGUCGAUGAUGUCCAUAAACUUAAAGUCGUCCAUUACUGUGCUGCUGGAUCGAAACCAUGGAGGUACACGGGGAAGGAAGCAAACAUGGACCGAGACGACAUCAAAAUAUUGGUGGCAAAAUGGUGGGACAUUUACAACGACACGUCGCUCGAUUUAAAGUCUGAAAACGGCGUCGUUCAGGAGGGAGAUGAGGCCCAGACUCUGCCAAAGUUGUCAAUCAUGGCCUCCAUUCCUGAGCCCAACAUUUCCUAUGUCCCUGCACCUUCCGCUGCUUGAUGAUUAUUCAUCAUACCCCCAAUACCAUACCAUAUCAUUUGAAUUUCCCUUUAAAAAAACUUUACAAUUUUAUAUUUAUACGCACUCUUGCUAUUAUACUUUCUUAAUUAAGUGUAUCUAAUUAAACUGAAAUUUCGACACCCAUUGAUAUUAUACUAUAUACAUAGAAGACAAAAAAAAGAGGCUGAUAUAGUUUUUUUUUUUUUUUGGUUGUGAUAUGAAUGUAUUUAAAUAUUAUGUCAUAUAGUUUUCAAUAAAUGAGAAGUAGUGUUCUCUGUUUA